AUGGCGGCUUCGUGGCCACCACCACCUGCAAGAGGGGUGAGUGCCCAUCACACUCCACACGCCAGCAAUGGCAACGAAACCGCCCCUUCCCUUCGCUCCCUCACGCACACACGUGAAGGAGAAGGACGAGACGGAUUAAGCGGCAUCUGCCCGACACCUCGGAGCGUUCCUUUUCGGCUGGAAAUAACUCACACCCACCCAGCGCGGCGGCCCUUCGCCGGCUCCUGCCGCAGCGCCCCGGCGGGCGGGCAGCGCCCCGGCUCUCGGGCAGCUCCUCCGGCUCGGGCUCGGGCCGAUUAUGUCGGCGGGUUUGCCCGUGCCCGAUCCCAGCCUGCCCGGCCCCCUCCUAACGAGGAGCAUCCCCCGCAGCAUCCGUGGCUGCGCUCGGCCAGGCCGGGGAUGCUCGCACCCCGAACCCCAUCCGAGCGCACCCCCGCCCCUCAGGGCUUCUCCACGGGCUCCAUCACAUCUCUCCUAGCACAGGCCAGGCUCUGGGGCCCCCUGCACGGGCACAUCUCCCCGUUCUGCCCCUCCAAAUACCCCCCUCUGCCCCCUCCGCCGUGCCCAUCGCGACCCCCCCACAACCCCGGCUUACCUAGGGGUUUCUCACAGCCUCUUCCUUCAGAAAGCGCCCGCAGCGGCCCCCGGGGCUCCGCGCUCGGCUCCGCGCCUUCCCCUCAGCCCCGGGAAAGCGGCCGGCGCGGCGCUCCGGCCUCGCUGGUGCGGGGGGAUCUACCCGGCUGCGCCUCCCGCGCCGCCCAGGCCCGGCCCCGCCGGCUCUCGCUGCCCCUGCGGCUGCCGCCCUCCCCGCCCGGCGCUCAGUUCGCCCCCAUUCCCGCCGCCCCCCCCGCGGCUCGCACUAAACUUCGCCCCCUCAGCUACGGGUCCCCUACGAGCAGGUCACACACGCGGCGGCGGCGACGGGGACUGAGCGCGGCGCGUCUCCCCCUCCUAAUGCCACAGGCUCGGAACCGGCUCAAACCGGUUCAGACUGGGAGAUUCCAUCUCGGUUUAGUUUUCAGCCCAUGGCGCCGCGGAGCGUUUGGAAACCUCGGGGGCCCCGCCCAUCCGCCGCUCCCAUUGGCCCCGGGAUGUGCCGCCGCGAAGGCGGCCGCCGCGCUGAUUGGUCGGGCGGGCUGUCAAUCCGCUGCGCGCCUCGGAUGGGCGGGGGGAGCGAGCGGCGGAGGGGGGGUUGAGCAGAGGGGACCCGCCCCCUCUCCAGCAGCGCUUUGCGCGCUAAGGGGGGGGCCACCGCUCCCCCAUAGGCCGAGCCGCGCUGUCACUCAGAGAGGCCCCGCCUCCGCGUCUGCAAAGCGCGGGCGCAGGCCUGGCCGCGCUCUCAUUGGCCGGCGGCGGUGGCGGCGUGACGCGCGCGCCUGA
Onychostruthus taczanowskii (white-rumped snowfinch) is the source of this 1380-nucleotide messenger RNA. Its product is annotated as WAS/WASL-interacting protein family member 3-like. Bases 1 to 1380 code for a protein of 459 amino acids. The transcript has 4 exons. The record is from RefSeq and is a predicted model, not a curated record. NCBI's taxonomy places the organism in Eukaryota, Metazoa, Chordata, Aves, Passeriformes, Passeridae.